AUGGCGCUUGAAGGCAUCAAAAUGUGGUCAGAGAUCGCAACACUUCUCCACGAGUUGCAGAUCCUGCGCGAUCGGUAUCCCAGCGAACUACCCCUUGACGAUGACUUGCCCGAGGCGUUAUCAAAGGGAUUUCUCAACGCUAUAUACGUCUUGAAAGAGACGACAAAACCCCAAAUAGAUCGAAUGGAUCACAGAGAACGAAUAUUCUCGUCGCCAGAGCUUCGGAACGAAUUCUUCAGAAUAUCGCCACCAAAUACUCCAGUUACUGCUCGUGGUAAAUGCAGAUUCGAGUUGCGGCAGAAAGCUGCCAUCCGGAAGGAUCGCGAUGAAGUGCUCACUGUUCUAUCAUUGUUGUUCAACAAGGAAGCGGUAGCCCAACUGGGGCUAAAGACGAUGUUAAGCUUCCUGCGCCGCCUCAUUGAUAAGGAAGAUCAGCCUCCUACUCAUGAUAAGUCCGUCGCGGCCAUGGCAUCUGUAAAUGACAGAAAGUUAAAGAAAGGGGCAAAUGAUAAUGCAGGAGUCCCAGACAGCCUGCUAUCACACAAAAUCAUGAAGAAUCUAUCUUCGGUAGCAACGAUGACCGAGAUCCUGCACCACCUUGAGAACUUUCAUCCAUGGGCGGGUAAAUUCGGUCUGGAUCUCGCAGACGUGGACGUGCGUACGCCUAUCGAGAAUAACUUCCGAGCCGGCCUCGCAUCACGCUUGCGGCAGUUACGGCCAUUCAGGCGAGGAAAGGUUGCACUGAGAAAAGCGGCAUUGGAAGUCGGACGUCCUGUUAAGGGAAAUCUAGGUUAUCCGCAGGAGCGCAUGCAGACCCCCAAGACGAUCGAGAGGAUGAGACGCUCCGAGGAACAUCUCGACACAUUCUGGGCAUGCACCUACGAUGACCUGAAGAACGCAGGAGCUAUCACAUCAUAUGUAGACAGUGUGUGGCGGAAGCAGACACUAGUCCGCACACCAGCCUUUACUGAACACGCUCAGAAAGAACCAACGCCCAAGCCGAAACCUGAGGCUACGGUAUCGGGAGAAUCAGAAGCUACGGUAUCGGGAGAACCACUUGUCCUGCCGUUUUCUGCCCUGAAGGUCGGCUCAGAUACUCCCGUCUCGGGCAAGAACUUCGUAAUCGACAAGGAGGAUAAGCAGAAGACCCGUGGCCUACCUGAUGACCGUGUCCAAGCCGACGCGCCCGCGGCCGCCCCAGCACAAUUAGCCCUGCCCCAAAUAGUGUUCCAAGUAAGCCAAAGGGCCAUGAACACCGUGGAAUUCCUGUUCUUCGUGGAUGGUGCAAAAUAUCUCCCUGCCCACAUCGAAUGGAGAGAUGUUCUGAACCUCUUCGUAGAAAUGGGAUGCACUGCGGAAAAGCUCUGGGGAUCUACGUGGAAGUUCCGCCCUGCGCCCGAAACGGCCCUCUACGGAAAGGGGCCAGUCAAUCUGGACUCGCCUCAUGGACGGUCGAGCUCACAGUUGUGGUUUCGGUAUGCCCGACUCAACGGCCACUUCAUUAGCACGCGUUACGACAUCGAUGGAGCUAAUUUUGUGUUGAAGCCGUAA
This is a messenger RNA of Anthostomella pinea, 1551 nucleotides long. NCBI's taxonomy places the organism in Eukaryota, Fungi, Ascomycota, Sordariomycetes, Xylariales, Xylariaceae. The record is from the annotation of a GenBank genome assembly.